Pungitius pungitius (ninespine stickleback) is the source of this 3692-nucleotide messenger RNA. It is a transcript of the gene stat3, whose product is annotated as signal transducer and activator of transcription 3 (acute-phase response factor). Gene Ontology annotation, molecular function: DNA-binding transcription factor activity, RNA polymerase II-specific; RNA polymerase II cis-regulatory region sequence-specific DNA binding. Gene Ontology annotation, biological process: defense response; regulation of transcription by RNA polymerase II; growth hormone receptor signaling pathway via JAK-STAT. The record is from RefSeq and is a predicted model, not a curated record. Lineage: Eukaryota; Metazoa; Chordata; Actinopteri; Perciformes; Gasterosteidae. The coding region runs from base 275 to 2629 and encodes 784 amino acids. The transcript has 24 exons.
GACGGCACUGCAGUAGGAGGCUCGGUGAAAACCCUCUUUACGUGUGUUGGAUGAGUGUUGCCAAGAAAAACCAGCCAGUUAGGACCUCUUUCUGUGUUAUCUGUCCCUUUCGUGAGUUCAAUCUAUAAGAAAGUCGUUACUGACUAUUCUUUUUUUUAUCGAAAGAGUAACACUUUACACUUUUUUUUUACGGACAAACUUUACAAAGGAGUAACAACCAGCUACAGUUAAGUAAGCGACUUCUGCUUUUGGCGGCAGGAGGUGUACGUUCAGGAUGGCCCAGUGGAACCAGUUACAGCAGCUGGAGACCAGGUAUCUGGAGCAGCUCUACCACCUGUACAGCGACAGCUUCCCCAUGGAGCUACGCCAGUUCCUUGCACCCUGGAUCGAGAGUCAGGACUGGGCGUACGCUGCCAAUAAGGAGUCACAUGCCACGCUGGUGUUCCACAACCUCCUGGGAGAGAUCGACCAGCAGUACAGCCGUUUCCUGCAGGAGAACAACGUGCUCUACCAGCACAACCUGCGGCGGAUCAAGCAGCAUCUGCAAAGCAAGUACCUGGAGAAGCCCAUGGACAUCGCCCGCAUCGUGGCCCGCUGUCUGUGGGAGGAGCAAAGACUGCUGCAGACCGCCACCACCGCUGUACAGGAUGGUCAGGCAGCACAUCCCACCGGGACGGUAGUGACAGAGAAGCAGCAGAUCCUGGAGCAUAACCUCCAAGACAUCAGGAAGCGGGUGCAGGAUAUGGAACAGAAGAUGAAAAUGCUUGAGAACUUGCAGGAUGACUUUGACUUCAAUUACAAGACAUUGAAAAGCCAAGGAGAGUUGUCCCAGGACUUAAAUGGCAACAGCCAGGCGGCCGCUACCAGACAGAAGAUGGCUCAGCUCGAGCAGGUGCUGAGCGCCCUGGACCAGCUGAGGAGGCAAAUUGUGACGGAGAUGGGAGGCUUGUUAACCGCAAUGGAUUACGUACAGAAGAACCUGACCGACGAGGAGCUAGCCGACUGGAAGAGAAGGCAGCAGAUCGCCUGUAUCGGAGGUCCACCCAACAUCUGCUUGGACCGCCUCGAGACAUGGAUAACGUCCCUGGCCGAGUCCCAGCUCCAGAUCCGCCAGCAGAUCAAGAAGCUGGAGGAACUUCAGCAGAAGGUGUCCUACAAAGGAGACCCCAUCGUCCAGCACCGGCCCGCCCUGGAGGAGAAGAUAGUGAACCUGUUCAGAAACCUGAUGAAGAGUUCCUUUGUGGUGGAAAGACAGCCUUGUAUGCCCAUGCAUCCGGACAGACCCCUGGUCAUUAAAACGGGAGUGCAGUUCACAAAUAAAGUCAGGUUGCUGGUUAAGUUUCCUGAACUCAAUUACCAGUUGAAAAUUAAAGUUUGCAUUGACAAGGAAUCGGGAGACGUGGCUGCAAUUCGAGGGUCACGGAAGUUCAACAUCCUCGGUACCAACACAAAAGUCAUGAACAUGGAGGAAUCCAACAAUGGCAGCCUGUCAGCAGAGUUUAAACACUUGACCCUGAGAGAACAGAGGUGUGGAAAUGGUGGCCGGACCAACAGCGACGCCUCUCUGAUUGUCACAGAGGAGCUCCAUCUCAUCACCUUUGAGACAGAAGUGUAUCAUCAAGGUCUGAAGAUCGAUCUGGAGACUCAUUCCCUGCCUGUGGUCGUCAUUUCCAACAUCUGCCAGAUGCCCAACGCCUGGGCUUCCAUCCUGUGGUACAACAUGCUCACUAACCACCCAAAGAAUGUGAACUUCUUCACCAAGCCUCCGGUGGGGACGUGGGACCAGGUGGCCGAGGUCCUGAGCUGGCAGUUUUCCUCCACCACCAAGCGGGGGCUCACCAUCGAACAGCUCACCACACUGGCAGAGAAACUGCUCGGGCCGUGUGUCAACUACUCAGGCUGUCAGAUCACUUGGGCCAAGUUCUGUAAGGAGAACAUGGCGGGCAAGGGCUUUUCCUUUUGGGUGUGGCUGGACAACAUAAUUGACCUGGUGAAGAAGUAUAUCCUGGCCCUGUGGAAUGAAGGGUAUAUCAUGGGCUUCAUCAGUAAAGAGAGGGAGAGGGCCAUUCUGAGUCCAAAACCUCCCGGAACCUUCCUUCUGCGCUUCAGUGAGAGCAGCAAGGAGGGCGGCAUUACAUUCACAUGGGUGGAGAAAGAUAUAAGUGGAAAGACCCAGAUGCAGUCAGUGGAGCCCUACACCAAGCAGCAGCUCAACAACAUGUCCUUCGCCGACAUCAUUAUGGGCUACAAGAUCAUGGACGCCACCAACAUCCUGGUUUCGCCUCUCGUGUACCUCUACCCCGACAUCCCCAAAGACGAAGCCUUCGGGAAGUACUGCAGGCCCGAAACGGGUCCUGAGCCGGAGAUGGGAGGAGACCCUUUGAGUGUUAUUCAGCCGUACUUGAAGACAAAGUUCAUCUGCGUCACACCGUGUCCCUCCGUGUUCAUGGACUUGCCGGACAGUGAUCUGCUUGGGGGCGUAUUCCCAGGGACAAACUCUGGAAACACCAGCGACUUGUUCCCCAUGUCGCCGCGCACGCUCGAAUCCCUGAUGCACAACGAAGCCGAGCCUAAUCAGGGACACAUGGACUCCCUCACGCUGGACAUGGACGUAGCAUCACCCAUGUGAAGAGCUUCGUUUCUUUAUUUCCUUUAAUGGGAUUCGAUAAUGUGUAUCGUGAUAGAGGAUAUUAAGAUGAUUUUUUUAUUUUCUCCCUCUGUCUCACAUAAUUUGCCUGUACAGAUCCUGUGUAAAAAAAAUCAUUUCUCUCUGAAUGAUUCGUAAAGACGUUCCCCGCUCUUUCAGACUCGCUCUGAGCACUGAUCCGUUGUAUUUUAAGCAGCAACCUGCUCCCAGUCAGUACUUCCACAUCUGCACAUACGUCUCUUGUACCUUCUUAAUUAUCGGGAAUUAUAUUUUUGAAAACAUUGUAUUGACUUUUUAAAAAUGUUCAUAAAUUCAUCUGGGGGUUUUUUCCUUUGAAAAAUAAAUGUGACAAGAAUAAUUGUUGUGUAAACUAUGGCGCUUUGUACUUCUUUUUUUUUUUAUAUGCAUUUAAUGGUCCGUUUUAAGUGUGUUCUUUUUUUCCAUUACUAACCUCAGCAAAAUGCUUUGUCGCAGGUUUCCCACAACCCCUACCUUAGUUUCAUUUGAAAAUCACUCAAAAUGGAUUAUUUCUUUUAUACUGUGUUAUUCAGAGCCAUUACAGUAGAGAGAGGAAAACAAAAAGGAAUUUGAGACACUCGUGUGGUUAUUUUUCACGUACGAUUAUUCCCUUGUUAUUCUGUGAUACAACCUGUAAAAGUGGUGUUCAGACAGUGACUUUAUCGCUAACACUUAAAUACUGUCAUUUGUGAUCACGUAAAUUGCACUUACGUUUGAAAUGAGCAAGUUUAAUAUGUUUUGCUGUGCAUGAAUUGACCUGACAUGACACGUAUAUCAUGUAAAUCUUUCUUUUCAGAGAAACCAGUUUAUUUUUGACCGCUCGUACCGUCGAGACAACUUGUUGGUCCGUCAUGCCAUGAAAUGGAAAUGUCGGCAGGAAUGCCGUAAAAUAGGCUGUAACUUUUCAUUAUUUGGCAAUAAAAAAAAGUUAGUCCGUAAAUGAGGUUGAGUCAUAUGUUGGUGUAAUUAAUUUCAUGAAGUGGUUUUAUCCAUCAAAAGGAAUAAACAUGAAUAACUUAUUAAAGCA